AUGAAGUGUGCACUAGUCUGUAUAUUAGUAUUUUUUCAAAUAGUUUUUAAUCAAGAGAUAGAAUAUUAUCCAUCUAAAGCAUCCUUAGGGUAUAAAAUAUCAAAGACCAUCUCUCAAACUUCAAAAAAUAACUUGAUCACCAAUUUAGAUGAUUAUAAAAAUGCUGCGGGUAAUAAAAGAAAAAAAGUAUGGCGAAAUUUUAACAAGGACAAUGAAAAUAUUACUGAAAAAGUGACAGUAAAAAGAGCCGUAGAUCCAGUGUUUCAUGGGUAUCCUAAAACAAGAGAAGAACUAUGGAACGAACACUUUCUUAAUGAAAGCAGCGCCUUUGACCAAACUCCAUCUCUAAUAAAACUAAUCCACAACAUAACAUUGAGUUAUUUGAAAGACUGUACGCCAGUUCUACUGUAUGACAGUCAGGUGAAAUCGAAAGAGAGUUAUUUAUUCCAAAAUUUACUCAAAGAUUUUCCGGUUAGUUUUGUGCAUGGUUACAUUAAUGACAAAAAUCAACUGCAAGAACCAAAACUCUUGGUGCCAGUUAGAGAAUGUGUGCAUUUCAUAAUUUUCCUUACUGAUGUUAAAGUAAGCGCAAAGAUUUUAGGCAAGCAAUCAGACAGCAAAGUUGUAGUCAUAGCAAGAUCUUCGCAAUGGGCUGUGCAAGAAUUUUUAUCAGGACCUUUGUCCAGGCGAUUUGUUAAUUUACUGGUUAUUGGACAAAGUUUUAAAGAAGACGAUGAUACUACUAUAGAAGCCCCAUACAUUUUGUAUACACAUAAAUUGUAUACAGAUGGACUGGGUGCCAGUCAGCCAGUAGUAGUUACUUCUUGGAGCCAUGGAAAAUAUUCUAGAAAUGUCGAUUUAUUCCCACCUAAAAUGACGGAAGGAUACGCCGGCCAUCGAUUUGUCGUGGCAGCUGCUAACCAACCUCCUUUCGUAUUUAGAAAGGUAAUCACAGACCUCGAUGGUGGAAAUCCUAGAGUAAAGUGGGACGGCAUUGAGAUCAGACUUCUAAAGCUUUUGGCAGAGAGAAACAACUUUUCCAUAGAAAUAGUUGAACCACAAGACUUGCAAUUAGGGCCAGGCGAUGCAGUAGCUAAAGAAAUAGCUAUGGGGCGCGCGGACGUCGGAGUAGCGGGAAUGUACAUGACUAUUGAAAGGGCUCGAGAAAUGGACGUAACAUUUGCACACUCUCAAGACUGUGCUGUUUUUAUUACUCUUAAGUCCACUGCUUUGCCUCGGUACCGGGCAAUCCUCGGACCAUUCCAUUGGCACGUGUGGGUGGCUUUAACAUUUACUUACAUGUUCGGAAUGUUCCCUCUAGCAUUCUCUGACAAACACACAUUACGACAUUUAAUAAAUAAUAGCGGUGAAAUCGAAAACAUGUUCUGGUAUGUUUUUGGCACUUUUACCAAUUGCUUCACGUUUGUCGGCAAGAAUUCUUGGAGCAGGACCACUAAGAUAACAACACGGUUAUUAAUAGGUUGGUACUGGAUCUUCACAAUAAUUAUUACGAGUUGCUAUACCGGUUCUAUUAUUGCGUUCGUGACGCUGCCAGUCUUUCCGGAGACUGUUGAUACUAUCGAUCAGCUUUUAGCUGGAUUCUACAGAAUUGGGACCCUAGAUCGUGGAGGUUGGGAGCGAUGGUUUUUUAAUUCAUCAGAUCCAAAUACUAAUAAAUUAAUGAAAAAAUUGGAGCUUGUGCCAGAUGUGGCUUCUGGUAUACGGAAUACAACAAAGGCUUUCUUUUUUCCUUACGCAUUUUUGGGGUCUCAGGCCGAACUGGAAUACAUUGUUCAAGCAAAUUUUUCAAAAACUACAUCCAAACGUGCCCAGCUACACAUCUCAAACGAAUGUUUCGUUCCUUUUGGUGUGACUAUGGGUUUCCCCAAUAACUCUUUAUAUACGGCAAAAUUGAGUCACGAUAUACGGGCAAUGUUUCAGUCAGGAAUUAUUGACAAAAUAGUCGACGAAGUGCGCUGGGACAUGCAGAGAAGUAGUACUGGAAAAUUAUUGGCUGCAAGCUCGGGAUCGUUGAAAAUAGUAUCAGUGGAAGAAAAGGGAUUAACUCUGGAAGACACUCAAGGCAUGUUUUUACUACUAGCAGCUGGUUUUCUAAUAGCCGCCUCAGCACUGAUCUCUGAAUGGAUGGGUGGAUUCUCCAGAAAAUGUCGAUUCAGAAAGAAGGAUCGGGGCACUAAUAGUGCUGAUUCCAGAGAACUAGUGUCACCUGAUCCCGAUAAAGCCGAAAUAAAUGCAGUAUGUGAUGGAACAGACAGUGUUUUACAUUUCGGAACAAAAUCUACAAGUGCUAGUUCCAGAGACACAUUAGAAGGUGAAAUAAUAAACGUUAUUGAAGAUAGCAUUAUAGUUCAUGAUAAUAUGGACACUGAGCAAUGGGGUUCGAGAAGAUCUAGUUCUUUUGAUCUGGAUCGGGAAGUGAAGGAGAUAUUUGAAAAGGAUUCGCAAAGGCGUGGUAUUCCGGUAGAUGAUGUUGAUAUAGAUAAUAGGUUGGGGACAGCGUCUCACGGAGCUUUUGGGGACCACAUUAAUAGUAAAUAUUAAUAUGAUAGUAUGUUUGUUGUUAUUAAUAUAAAAUGUUUGAA
This is a messenger RNA of Manduca sexta (tobacco hornworm), 2603 nucleotides long. RefSeq names its product ionotropic receptor 21a (gene Ir21a). Gene Ontology annotation, molecular function: ligand-gated monoatomic ion channel activity. Lineage: Eukaryota; Metazoa; Arthropoda; Insecta; Lepidoptera; Sphingidae. The record is from RefSeq and is a predicted model, not a curated record. Gene Ontology annotation, cellular component: membrane. The transcript is spliced from 9 exons. Bases 1 to 2562 code for a protein of 853 amino acids.